This is a messenger RNA of Hepatospora eriocheir, 357 nucleotides long. The record is from the annotation of a GenBank genome assembly. NCBI's taxonomy places the organism in Eukaryota, Fungi, Microsporidia, Hepatosporidae.
AUGAACGAGUAUAAAUUAAAGAAUUUGAGAGAAGAACAAAGAAAGUAUGUUGAAAUGUGUAAAAGUGAACCAAGUUUUAGAAAAAAACGUGAGUUAGUUGAGAAGUUUGAAGAGGAAGAGAAAAAGUCUUCUUAUUUUUCUAACGUCAAAAGUAAGAAAUAUACUGGUUUUGAUCGUUUUUCAGGAUUUAUUUUAACACCCGAUCCAUCUAAAUCUAAUGCUUUAAUUUGUACUGCUUGUGGUGAACAUAACGGCCUUAUUGAUCCUAAAAACUCUAAUGUUGAUUAUUUUCAUUGUUAUAGCUGUAAAUAUAAAAACGUCAGAAAUAAUGUGAUUGAAAAUAAAAAGGAAAAAUAA